Messenger RNA from Strongylocentrotus purpuratus (purple sea urchin), 17390 nucleotides. RefSeq names its product probable E3 ubiquitin-protein ligase HERC1 (gene herc1). Bases 163 to 15690 code for a protein of 5175 amino acids. The transcript is spliced from 77 exons. Gene Ontology annotation, molecular function: ubiquitin-protein transferase activity; protein binding. The record is from RefSeq and is a predicted model, not a curated record. Lineage: Eukaryota; Metazoa; Echinodermata; Echinoidea; Camarodonta; Strongylocentrotidae.
GACGCCAAUCGUUCAAAUCCGAAUCAUCGAUUUAGCUUGGAAAUUAUGAGGAAGAAGGUGUCUAAAUUUGCCCAUAAGAGAGGUUAAAAGCUAUGUUAUGGUGACAUGUACGAAUCAAUGAUAAAAUAACUGCAUGGUUCGAAAGCCAGGCAAGGCAAGUUGAUGAGCAUCAUGACAGCAAAUCUACCGGUCAAGUUGAAAUGGAUGGAGCACAUGAAUGCUUCUUGGGUGGCAGAGGACUGGGCCAAGAUAGCCAGUCGAGAUGGAGUAAUGGAACUCUACUCUCGCCUUAUCACCAACAAAGAGAUCAUUGGGGCUCCACGUCACACCCUCCACCUACAGGGUCCACAGCUGCCUGACUUUGAGCGUGAGACACCCUCCACAGAGGAACAGGAGCAUUUCCUAGAGCUUCUCCUCGGCACGCAACUGGGCCUCGCAAGGUCUGUCUGCACUGAUUCUCCAUUCUCUGUGACUCUGAGAAAACGCCUCUUGGUCCUGCGAAGGAUUUUUCACUCCGUUUCCAGUAAGUAUCAUGAUUGUGAGAAAGUGAAACAGCAGCAGAAGCUGCAGCAGGCUCAGUCAAGGACAGUUGAAGAGAAAUCCUCAGGACAAUGGGCUCAUUUUGGCACAGACGCCCUGAUCGAGAUGGGAGUCAGGACCAGCCUUACUCUUCUCUUUGCGCUUCUACGUCAGAACUGGAUGCAACCACCUGCAACGGGGGCACCGCACCUUUGCAACGACGUGCUGCAUACGGCGAAAGAUGUCGUCAUCUCGCUACCGCCACUCUCGCUCGCCAACGAGAGCAAGAUACCCCCGCUUGGCACCGAAUGCCUGAAGCAGGUGACCUCGUUCCUGAAGUCUGUCACUAUGCCGACGUCCGGUGCGGACCUGAUGGGGAAGAGGGUGGCCUGUGAGCUGGUCUUGGGACUGGCCAGUCAGAGGGGGUCUUUACAGCACCUCUUGGACUGGGUGGAGAUGGCUGUGGGAGCAUCGACUGCAGCAGCCACUCAGGGUCUGAUGCAAGGGCAAGAUGGCCCAGAGCAGAACAGCUGCAUCUCAUAUGACUACUUCAUGUCAGUACUAGGGCAGAUGAGGAAGGCCACUGGGUCAUCGGCUGAGAGGGGGUCUGUACUAUCUGAAAUGCAGAGCACUCAAGGAUUAUGUCCUCUCUAUCAAGCAGCUCUUUGUCUUAUUGAAGAGGUGGCAAGACUGGCUUCGGAGUACGCACGGACCUGCAUCAGUCCCGACGACAAGAAACCCAACAGCCUUGUGGUGUCUGAGAACAGCGAGGUGUUUGUUUGGGGUAGUAACAGCAGCCACCAGCUUGCAGAGGGUAGCCAAGAGAAGAUCCUGCUACCCAAGAUGGCUAUCUCGUUUGCAGAAAGUCAGCAGAUUGAAGCUGGACAGUACUGCACAUUUGUGAUUUCCUCCGAUGGCUCUGUGAGAGCGUGCGGGAAGGGUAGCUACGGCAGGCUAGGUCUAGGUGACUCCAACAACCAGACGCAGCUCAAGAAACUCAACUUUGAUAACAGUAUCAUCACAAGAAUAUCUUCAUCAAAGGGGUCAGAUGGUCACACCCUCGCCCUGACCUCCGAAGGUCAGGUGUUCAGCUGGGGAGACGGCGACUACGGCAAGCUCGGGCACGGCAACACGCUGACCCAGAAGUAUCCAAAGGUCAUCCUGGGGGUGCUAAUGGGGAAGGUGGUGGUGUGUAUCUCGGCUGGAUACAGGCACAGUGCGUGCGUGACGGACGACGGUCAGCUCUACACGUGGGGUGAAGGGGACUAUGGAAGAUUAGGGCACGGUGACAGCAACAGUCGGAACGUCCCCACCCUUGUGAAAGACGUGAGCAACGUAGGAAAGGUUGUGUGUGGCAGCUCCCACACCAUCGCCGUGUCGCAAGACAGCAGGACGGUCUGGUCCUUUGGUGGUGGUGACAAUGGUAAACUUGGCCAUGGAGACACCAACAGAAUCUACAAGCCCAAGAUAAUAGAGUCGUUGAUUGGUCUGUUCAUUAAGAAGGUUGGGUGUGGUAGUCAGUCUUCACUAGCUCUCACCUCAACAGGACAGGUGUAUGCAUGGGGCCAUGGGGCGUGCCUUGGCUGUGGUUCUUCGGAAGCAAUUUCGCUGAGACCCAAACUUGUAGAGGACCUGCAGUUCACAAGGAUUGUGGAUAUUGCGUGUGGGGACAGCCAUUGCUUAGCACUCACCCAUGAUAAUGAAGUAUAUGGCUGGGGCAACAACGCUAUGGGCCAGUGUGGUCAGGGGCAUACCACUAGCCCCAUCACAAGGGUCAAGAAAGUGGCCAGUCUGGAAGGAGUGACCAUUCACCAGAUCUCUGCUGGAACCUCGCACAGUGUGGCCUGGACAGCGCUUCCAUCGGACAGGCAAGUUGUAGCUUGGCAUCGUCCAUUUUGUGUGGACCUUCAAGAGGGCACUUUCUCUCACCUGCGAUCGUUCAUAGAGCACUAUUGUGAGGGGUUCAACGGAACCCAGCCCCCGCCUCCAUUCCCAACUGCCAGAGAGCAUCAGCAGUUUGUUCUGCUCUGUCUCAAGCUACUCUGCACCCAUCUCCAGCUGGCGUUGGCCGGAGGUCUGACAGCCAGCGUGCUAGGCAACCAGGCUAGGCCGCUGCGCCAUCUUCUCUUCCGCCUCAUCGAUGCCAACACACCAGCAUCGAUACAGAAGGCUGUGAGUGAUACACUCUCCAUAGGUGCACCCCUGCUCCUGCCUCCACUGAGAGAGAGAAUGGAGCUCCUGCAUUCACUGCUGCCACAGGGACCUGAUCGCUGGGACUCCCUAUCCAAGGGACAGAGAAUGCAACUGGGUAUUGUCCUGACAAGCCUUCAAGAGAACAUUCAUGUGGCCUCCUUACUGGGGUUCACCUCGACCCUAGAGGGGGAGCUCAGUCCACCCCUGGAGGGGGACGGGAGUGGCAUGUCCUUGGGGGCUUCCCCCACCGAAGACACGCACCUGGCCGAGGUCCUGAUGAAGACACUGCUAAGGAAUCUGGGAUAUCACACCGAACAAGCCUUUGGGGAGCUGGAGAAGAACAGUGACAAACGUCAACCAUCCAUCACAUGUGAGGACGGUGCCCCGCCCUCCCAUCUCCGAGAACUCCUCUCAUCUCUGCAGAAACAUCUUCUGGCUUACUGCCAUGCAAGCAAUAGUGAUGAGAUUUCAUCAAGUGUGAGCUUGUUGCACAAGCACCUAUGUCUUCUACUACCCCAUGCUGUGGAGGUCCUACAGAGAUCCACAACCCUAUUGAAGCAGAGCGGAAGCAAUGCUUCUCAGGCAGUUAGGAGCAAGCUCAGAGAUGUGCUGGUGAACUCAGCUGCAGGGUCCAUGCUCUCUCACAUCCUCCACUCACUGCUCCUCCUGCCGGUGACGGUGACACGCCCUCUUCUCCAUCACCUCCUUGCCCUCCUACCGGAGCUGGACAAGCUGAAUCGUCUUCUGCCUGCAGCGAGUGUGCUGGAAGAACAGGAGAUGGAGUGGCCUAUGAGGGUGUCAUCAGACUCACCUGAUCCCACAGCCAUGCCCCUACCCCAGCCUGUGCGAGGCUGGGUGUGGCUGGUGGACCUGGAGCGCACCUGUUCCCUGGUGAUUGGCUGGUGUCUAGGGGGUAUGCUGGCCUGGAGACCCCUCUCUAAGGAGGAGAGGGAGACCAGUGGUUGGAUGGUAUCCAAGCUCAUGCAGAACGGCAUGGAGAAGCAGGUCCAGCACGUAGACAAGCUUGUCAGCAAGAUGUCCGAGGCAGCCAUGCUUGGUGAUGAUGACUUUGAUAUCUCAGAGCACAAUGUCCAGAAGGAAUGUCUGUCUCUCCUGGACCUGACACUGGGGAAGAGCAGGGAACCAGGACAGUUCAUAUGGGAAGCCAUGCAGGAGUAUGCUCUCAGCAGAGGUUGGGAAACCAGUGAUGAUGAUUUGGAUGAUCUGUUAGAUAGAGCAACUCGCUGUCUGCUGGCAUGUCUUCUCAAACAGACUCGCUUGUUUCAUCAUGCUGCACAGAGACCAAGAUCAACCAUUGAGGACUCCAAGAGCCUGAUCGAGGUCUACCGGACCGUGUACCGGGUGAGACGUAAGCUGGUCACCACCAAGCUCAUGCAGAGGCAGGAGGCCCAGGAGCCUGAAUCGGACCCCAUGGACGAGGCCACCAACAACCUCUCUGAUUCCGAGAGUGGAGAGAGGAAACGAUAUCCCACCGCUGCAAUCCCUUCCACAUCAUCGGUACUCCCUGCAGGGGCAACAGCGAUGGCAACCAUUGUCACGUAUAGCCCGAGGACAAAGUCAUUCUUGCGCAAGAAAGUCGAACAAUCUUCAACUUCCAGCACCAGCCAGAACCUCAGUCUCUCUGACCUGGAAGUAGACCCUGAGGCUGAACCUCCCAAGCCUGACCCCAGCAACACGGAUGACGAUGACGAGGACACCGUCAGGGACGAGGACCCAGAGCGUGGGGGGGACUCAUCGAAGGCUGCCGCUAAGCAGACCUACUUCAGCUUCAGCGAAGCCUGCAAGUCGUUGAUCGAGAGAUGCAUGUUCCUGAUCCUCGGCGUCAGUCCGGCCAUUUUGGAAAAUGGCCACCAGAGUGUCGUACCAGAUUUUGAUAAGACAGGAAAUUCACUGGACACAAAAGAAAUAACGACAAAGUCUGAGGGAAAAGUUAAGUCUCCAGAAUCUACUUCCUCAAGCCAGGAUGGAAGCAAGAUCUUUGACAAUGCAGAUUCUAAAUCUCCAUCGAAGACCAGCUCUCCGUGUCAUUCAAAUAAACAUCAAAACUGUCUCUCUUGCCUUCGAAACAUCUGCAACGAAGCAGUGAAUUUUGUGUGUCAGGAAUUCUCUCCUGCCCAGACUCAUCGUGAGGAGGAAGAGCUCCUAUACUGUACUGAUCCCAACACAGUAGCACUGGCCUUGCAGAACCAACAGUACAGAGCAGAGAUACGCUUCGAUGCCUUGAACCAGAUUCUUGCCCUUCUCCAUGGCAACCAAGACGACAAAACCAAGGAGACACCAGAGGGCGGUGUUGAGAGCCCCUUCAGCUCUCUCUGUCUCCUGACGUCGGCUCAUUUUCAGUUCAUGCUCGGUGCCUUUGGCUUGGACACACUGGACCAGUGCAAUCGGGACUCGUCUCGCACCAUGCAGCUUUAUCAUUACAGCGAUGGUAUAAGAUCAGCGACAAUGUCCACACAAGACCAGAUCAGGGCUGUAGCACAUCGCAUCUGUAAUCAUCUUGUGACAGUGCUAGCUGAGAGAGCUUCUGAAAUGCCGGCCAAGAAAAGUGCGCAACAUCGACUGACCCUCGCCACCGUGUUUGCACUGAGCGUCAAGUACCACCCACCCGACAUCUGCCUAGCCAUCUCCAGCGGUAUCCUACCCCUCCUGGCUGACCUCUGCGGGGGUAAGUCGGCCCUGGCUCGUCCCCUCCAUCCGUCCCUCCUGGGCCUGCAGCUGCCCGGUGGCACACCCCCGACCCUGAGGAUACUCCAGGUGGCCAGUAUGAGACUGCUGCAGGUGCUAGCUAUUACUGCUGGAACUUAUGCCCAGCAGUUGGAUAACAAGAUUGUGCAAGCAGUCGUUGACCUUCUGUGGGACCAACUGGACAGUCUAAUGUCCCUGGCCAUCACCGACCCCCAUCUGACCUCGGGACGGAGGUCAAAGUCAAAUUCACUCACAGACACCAGCUCUGGAUCGCAGAAAAGUGAAACAAAAUCUUCAAAGUCAACUUCCAAAGAUAAGGAGCACAAGGUAGGAAAGCGCACAAGGCAGGCAGCGCAGAACGCCCUAGGAGACUUCUUGGUGUUCCUGCGUCGGGUCUCUAGCUGUGGUGUGGUACAGUCCAAGAUGGCUGAGAGUCGAUGGACAGAUAUCCUCCUGGCCAUUGUGGGGCAUCAUCCGCAGUCAGGUCUCCCCCGCAUUGAGAAUGUGAGAACAAGACUUCUAGCUCUACAUCUCCUGGAAACUGUCUUGCCUGCACUAAAAACAAGCAACAGAGGGCAGCAAAUUCAGGUUAUUGAGCAGCUGAUGACCAACAUCUCGGACAGCAUGUGGUCAGCGCCUCUGGCCAGUGCCCGUCACUGUGCCAACCGCAUCCAGACUGCCCUGGCCAGGCAACGGUCAGCCUCCACAUCCUCCUCGGACGCAGGCCGAUCCGAGAGCAACCAGAGGGCGUUGCCCUUCACCAAGAAGAGCUUGACGGACACGACGACGAGUAGUGGUAAUAGCUGCUGGAUGAAUAUCAGUCUUGCAGAUGCUCCAUCAGCAGAUGAAGAUGAUGAUGACGAUGGUCUGAUCCUGCAAGAUGCUGUCUUUGACCCUGAUAAGACAGUCUGCUGCAGCGUGGAGAACAGCCACACCCUUGUGCAUGGUUCAGGCGGGAGAGGUUAUGGGUUAGGAGCAACGGGGAUAACUGCUGGAUGCUACCAGUGGAAGUUCAACAUCGUGAAGGAGAACAAGGGCAACGAAGGGACCUGCGUGGGUGUCUCCCGCUACCCUGUCAGGGACUUCAGUCACCGUACCACCUCCGACAUGUGGCUCUACCGGGCCUACAGCGGCAACCUCUACCACAACGGAGAGCACACCCUGACGCUGCCGGGCUUCACCCAGGGGGAUUAUGUGACCUGCGUCCUGGACAUGGAGGCCAGGACAGUGUCCUUUGGAAAGAAUGGAGAGGAGCCUCGCUUGGCCUUUGAAGACAUCGAGGCUACUGAGCUUUACCCUGUGGUCAUGUUCUACAGCAGUAAUCCUGGUGAAAAGGUCAAGAUCUGUGACAUGCAGGUCAGGGGGGCACCACGCGACCUUUACCCCGGUGACCCUCUCUGUGCCCCGAUGACCUCCAUCCUGUCCGAGUCCCACAUCUCCCUGGUGAACUGGCUGCAUCGGAAUGACCAGUGGCGCGACGUGGUCAACACAUGCCUCCUAGACCGCCUCACGUCCAUAGGUCAAGUGCUGGGUCAUCUCCAUGGCGACGGGGUGCAGGGGAAAGGCAAGACAAAGAGCACAGGUUCACUUUCAAAAGGAAAUAAGGAUGGUACUAAAGUGCAGAAGUCGAAAGAUGAUGACACAAAGGGAACACAAAAGACUCUGGAUGGGACUGAAGAAACAGAGAAAUCAACUGAAAAGGUCACGAAAGAAAGCAGCAGUAAGGAGGAUUCGAAAGAGACGGAGGUUGUACAGAAUGGCCGGAGUGGUGAGACCUUGCUAACAAUAGAUGAAGGAAAGACUGAAGAAGUGAAAGAGGAGGUAGAGAUGGAACAUGAUACCCCAUCAGUGUCAGAUAAGAUUGAAGGAGAGAAGGAUUCCUUGAAGGAUGGAGACAAGGAUGAGAAAAAGGCCGGUGUUAAGGAUACAUCGAUAGCUUCUUCAGAUGACCAAAAGGAGGACACUGCAGUACAAAGUCUAGAGGACAUGUGCCAGCAUGUCUGGCCAGCCCUAGCCAUCAUCGGUGGUAUCGAUAAGGGACUACGGAUGGGAGGGCGGUGCAUCCAUCGACAGACCUCAAGGGAGGCGGUCCUUUUGGGCGUGGCCAAGGUCGGUAACUCCUCCGCUAAGGUGCAGUGGGAAGAUGGUGAGGCCAAUAUCAGUGACAGUGCAAUAUCCAACUUGGAACCUGUGAUACCCAUAACCUUUGACACGGGUCGGCUGCAAGGCCUGACCCCAUCACUCCUCUCCAACCUGGCCCUCCUCUCCGGCCUAGCGGAGGAGUCCCCUCCGAAGACGUCCCCCAGGGAAGGGGGAGCAAGGCGAGAUGGGGAGAGGGGUAACGGGGGUAAAGAUGCAGCGAAGGAGGGGAAAGAAGAGCAGAAGGAAAAGGAGAAGGAGAAAGAGUUACUGGAGAGGUCGUUAGAUGAGGACAUAGCGAAAGCUAUGGAUGAGGAACAGCAGGUUGCGGAUGAUGCAAAAACCAAAGAAACUACUGAGCAACCUGUAGAUCAGACAGCAUCAACCUUCAGGUCCUCUUCACCAGUGGCUGAUCAAGCCGAAGCUGACAGUUCACCCAUCGCGGUCUCAAAGCCGGACAUCCCAGAUGCUCCUGCCACCGACGAUGCCAAGGCUGCAGCGGUUGCCACGUCAGGGUCAGUGACGACGGAGAUGGUGGAGGAGGUCCUGCAGAGCAUCACAGAAGACCUCCAAGCCAUGUCUUGCCAGGAGACAACACCCACCGGCACGCAGGAGACGACGCCCACCAGCACGCAGGAGACGACACCCACCAGUACACAAGUGUCCAAUGACACUACCACCUCCGGCGAUAUCCCAGAGACCGACACCAACGCGGCUAUCGCAGCAGCUCCUCCCGAAAUCUUUGUCACCACGUCUCUCAGUACAUGUACAUGUACUUGCACUAUUCAACUCACUCAGCCUACCAGCAAUGGCAGCAUUACUACAACAACGUCAUCAGCUACAAACAUCGUGGCUCCUGCUCCCGCUGUGGACCAAACAAUGUCGAACCCUGGGAAAACAGAUAAGGAACCUGCUGCUACUUCAGCAAGCACCAGUGGUGGAGAGCCUGGACCCACCAGUGACAGGAGAGGGAGCUCAUUACUCAAAUCAAUAGACCCCAUUGAACAGGCACAGCUAGAGAUGAAGCAGGUCAUGCUCGCUCUUGUCAGGAUCAACGCCAUGAAGUCUCUAGGAACCAUCAUCGGUUGCAGCAAGUACGCCGAGAUGCUCCUUGUUCCCAAGAUGGAGACAAGUAAUAAACCCGUCAAGCGGCAAAACAGCAAAGAAAAAUCAUCUUCCCAGUCGACGUCCACAUCAUCGAGGCCAUCGAGCCCCAAGUCGUCCGACAGCAAUGACCCUCCAAAGAGCGGGGAAUGCCUGGAGGAGCUACGCAGUACCCUUCGCUCCAUCAUGCGGCGCUUGGUCAAGCAGGCAGUGAUGCCCUCACCAAUCAAGCGUGUUGUUUCGGUAGCCGAGCUGGAGAGGGCGCAAGCCAUGUUGGUCAAAGUAACGGCCCAAGCUCCUUUUGCUGUAGAUGAGGGAGAAGAUAGGGCGACAGGUGGAGAAUCAGCAUCAGCUUCCUCCAAGCCCUCCCAAACCCCGCCCCAAGACUCGCUCCUCCCCCAGGGGGAGGGUAACGACCAAUCACAGGACGAAGGCCUAUCCCUAGCGCCCGUCUCUGCUCCGCCCACACCAUCAUCGUCCAUCCCCCCUCGGAGAUUGAGGAGGAUAACCCGGAAUAACGGCACCCUGACUCUCAGACGUCAACCUAGAGGGCCUCCCAGGGUUCCUGCUGACACGCCUCCUCCGUCACCUGAUCCAUGCGAGGCUGCAAGGGAUUCUGCGGCAGCAGCCAGCAGGUUGGCAGCGAGACGUGCAGCAUCGCCCCCUCCCCCUCCCAUCGCUGGUCCUCUCCUUGAGAUGGGCUUCACUAUACAACACAUCCACAAAGCCAUGGAAGUCACCGGGACGAGUGGAGAGCUUGACCCGGAGCGCAUCAGCGUCCUAGCGACCUGGAUGCUGGAGCAUCCUCACACAGCCGUGCCGGACCCCGAGGAGGAGGAGGAGGAGGACGAAGGAGGCAUCGAUGCUCUAUCGAUCUUGACCGGUGCGACCGUCGGACUGAGCUCGACGACUUCCCUCUCCGUCGAUGAAGGAUCCAAUGCUGAUGCCAUGAGCUUGGAUGCUGGCAUCGAGGAGUCCAUCUUCAUGGUAGAUGAGGCUGGCAUCGCACCGGCCAUAUCUACAGAGCGACCCCCGUCUCGUCUGGAGAGGUACAGAGCUGUAGCCGACCUGUCUUCACUGGCCAAUGCUAUGGCAAGGAGUCUGGACACACCAAGCGUUCCAUAUCAAGAUCUGAUGGGAAGUGCCCUCCUGUCAGGAACCUUUCCCCAGAACCUCCAGGACGUCACCAUCUUUGACGAACAGGACAUGGACAUCGAAGAAGACCAAACCAACAACCUCCUUGGCGACAUCACGUCUGAAACAGAGCUCCUUGGCCAGUGGUAUGAGGAGCUCUCACACGUCAGCAGCGCCCAGGUGACCUGUGAACUCUGCAGCACCACCGUCACCUGGUUCAACCGCCACAUGCACCAGUACCACCCCGGCUGCGGCAAGAGCUGCGGUCACAUGGGCUACCGUAGCAACGGCUCCUACGUGGAUGGAUGGUUCGGAGGGGCAUGCGGGACGGGGACGCCGUACUACCUGCUGUGCCGAGACUGCAGGCAGAAGUAUCUUCAGGACAAGCCUGCUUCGCAGCAGUCGCCUGUCGCUGUGGAUCUUGGAGUGGGAGCAGACACUGGAGCAGAUGACGAGACAGGUCAUCUCGGCGUGGACGAAGACCUGCUCCUCUCUGGCCAGGAGAACUUUGAACAGGUGAUGCAUCGUCUGGGUCUGACCGACAGCAGGCCCAUCCCCUCGGCUUUGGACUUUUCGGAACAGGACCCACUCGGGGCUAAGGCCUGCUCGGACUGUAAAGGACAGACCAACAAUGGUGGUGCCCAACAAAAUGAUGGAAACAGUUUUCCUAGCAUCAACGGACAACCCUGCAGACUGUCCUUAGGGGAGCAAGUCUCCAUCCUGUUGACACCCCAGGAGAGAGGGGUAGCACUACGUAAAGUCGCUGCGGCCUCCCAGGUGCUGCUGGCACGUUCAAUGGUAAUGAGGGCACUCUCACUGCUAUCAGUCAGUGGCUCGGCAUGCAACCUCUCCGAAGGUCUGGAGAGACUCGGUCUGGCCGACAUCCGGCUGGUCGUCCGUCUCAUGUGCCUGGCCGCAGCGGGCCGAGCCGACUUCACCUCGAUGUCGACCUCGUACCCCGACACCAGCUUCUCGCAAACUCAGUACUACCCCAGUCCCUCAUCGGCCACCAGUGCGGCGGUGGACGCCAUCAGCCAUAGCUCCACGUCCAGUCUCUCGUACUUGAGCUCGGCCAUCGGAGCUCUGGUGUUGAGUAAUCCCAGCGCGGCCAAGCUGCUUGUUCAGCUAUGCACAAAGGACCUGUUGUCGGCAGCUUGUGGUCUGAACAUCGCAGCCAUAGAUACCAGGCGAGUUGCCAUGGCAACGGAGGACCCAAGCAGCUCCGAUCAGAGGGCAUUAUCAUCGCCUAGCUUUGCCGUCACCAAGGCACUGGUGGCCCUCUUGGCUAAGAGCUCACCAAGUACUUCAAAGUCUCAUGGAGCAAGUGAUAACAAAGAUACCAAACCAAAGUCCAAUCCUCUACUGCUUGCCAACGCCCUGGCGGCCUGCUGCCUGUCCAGUCGUCUAGCCAGCGACCAUCGCCAGUGGGCAGCCCAGCAGCUGGUCAAGGCUCUGGCCGGCAAGGCCAAGGAUGAGACGGGGUCCAGGGGGCCUCAGUCCCUCCCCAUGGUAGCCGACGUCCAGGGGGAACUACCCCAGUGCCCUGUGGAGAAGGUGGAGGCUCACACGGCACCCCUGACGGCCAGCAGAUGGAAUACAAAGAAGGCACUUCUAGCAACGUGUGGUCGAGAUGGGCGUGUCCGCACCUGGAGUCUGACCCCCUCCUCCCACCCCCUGCCCCAGCAGAUCUGCACCUUCUCCGCCACCGAGGACCAGAUUGCCAUCCUGAAGGGGCGCUACCCAGACGGACUGCCCCUCUCAAACUUCUGCUGGACCCCCAGCGGUCGCAUCAUGGCAGGCUCUGUCGACAACCUGGUCAAUAUUUGGUUUACCACGGGUGGGCGUGGUCACCUGGACAUCCAACCCCAGCUGGUGACGGCCCUCACCUGGCCCCUCCACAAGGGUCUUCUGGAGGGCAGGGCCGGUACCACCACCGACAUGCUGGUGGUAGGGAGGGUAGAUGGUUCCCUGGGGCUCAUCGAGAUACUGGAUCACACUACCUUCCAUCGAGUAGAGCUGGAACAGUGCUACAGGCAGGGAGUUGCUGUGACAUGCCUUGCGUGGUAUGAUGAGGACCAUAGGUUUGCUGUAGGCUACUCUGAUGGUCAGCUUGCUUUCUGCAGCCGAGACACCUUUGAUCCGGAACCAACCUUUGUACUAGAAGCUCAUGAGAACCAAGUGCUUUGCGUUGAGUGGAACACAACUGGUCAUCUCCUGGCCAGCUGUGCGGCCGGCGAUGCGGUCAAGAUAUGGCUUCAGACGGGCAAGCAGCCCAGCUGUCUCUAUGAGCUUCAGCUACCGUCCUGUCCCCUGGUCUCUACUCUGGAAUGGUGCUCGCUCAGCCCUCAAAUUGGCAACGCGAACUUCUUUCUGGCCAUUGGCUGUGUAACAGGGAGUCUUCAUGUUUGGAGGAUUCCUUAUCAGAACCGUAUGGACAUACCCACACCUAUAGGCUCCAGACCAAGGCAGUUCCUUGAACCCCUGACACCCGCAUCACCUGCUCAGGAAAAGAUCGGUGUUGCUGAUGAAAAGCCCAAAGAGCUUAUUGUGGUCAAAGGUCAUUCUGGGGUCAUCACACAUUUGACCUUUAGCCCAGAUGGUCUGUUGUUAGCAUCUGGAUGUUCAGAAGGCCUUGUGAAUGUAUGGGCAUUACAUGAGGGUGCUGUCCUGCACACCUUCAAGGGUGACGGCCCCGUUCAAGACCUCUCCUGGACGUCCAGCUCCAGUCUGGCCUUCUGCUCGGCCAAGUCCCGCUUCCUGACCAUCGGCGUCUGCUCUGAGGACUGGUACCUCAAGCACCGGGUCUACGCCGCCUGCCGCAUGGCCCUCGUCUCCCAGGGCAUCGUGGGACUGCACCAGGCGCCGUUCCUUCGUGCCUUCCUGGAGAGGCUGCCCAUGAUCCUCCAAACGCAGUACUCGGCUGAGAAGGGGCAAGUGUUGAGAGGGGAUCAGCUUGUCCACAGCAGCUUCCUCCAGUGUCUUGCCGCCCUGGCCCUUGCCCUCAAUCUAGGCCACGCCCUUUACCUCCACCCUCGGCCCCCUCACCGCACCCAGGAAGACGACGCCCCUAUUCUACCGGAAUGGAACUGGCUCUCCUCAUUCUGCACUGCGAUGAAGUCAGCCACUGCACUCAUGCAGAGGGAGGUCAUGCCCCCAGAGUUCCUGGUGCCCAACAUGGAGCUGCUGCAGGCCAGCGAGAGACCGAGGCCGACGGUCAACAGUGACUGGUCCCUCAUGAUGGAUCAGCAGAUCAUGUCGUGGGCUAUGCAGAAACCAGAGGAUUGGCAGCUUGGUGGGCGUUGUGAGGUGUUUGUCUGGGGGAGCGGUAGGCAGGGGCAGUUGGCAGAAACGGGACGAGGUACUGCCACACCUAACCUUGUCACAUCCUUCUCAUCAGCACAGCAAGUGAUCUGUGGGCAGAACUGUACCUUUGUGAUUCACUCCAACGGGACAGUGUCUGCCUGUGGUGAGGGCAGCUAUGGAAGGCUAGGUCAAGGCAACUCAGAUGAUCUUCAUACUCUUACUGUCAUCUCUGCACUCCAAGGUUUCGUGGUGACCCAGCUAGUCACAUCGUGUGGUUCAGACGGCCAUUCCAUGGCACUGACAGAGAGCGGAGAGGUGUUCAGCUGGGGGGAUGGAGAUUACGGAAAGCUAGGACAUGGUAACAGCGAUAGGCAGAGGAGGCCAAGACAAGUUGAAGCAUUACAGGGAGAGGAGAUUAGUCAGAUGGCAUGUGGUUUCAAGCACUCUGCCGUUGUAACGUCGGAUGGUAAACUCUUCACCUUUGGCAACGGAGACUAUGGCCGUCUAGGACACGGCAACACCUCCAACAAGAAGACUCCUGAGCCGGUAGUAGCCCUAGGCCAGUCAGUCGGUCAGGUGUCCUGUGGUAUGAACCAUACCCUAUGCGUCUCUGCCGAUGGUACUAUCGUGUGGGCUUUCGGUGACGGGGAUUACGGCAAGCUAGGACUAGGCAACUCUACAGCCAAGUCUUAUCCACAGAGGAUUGAGAGCCUGUGUAACAUUGGCAUCAAGAAGGUCUGCUGUGGUACUCAAUACUCUGUAGCUCUCACUAAGGAUGGCAGAGUGUUCACAUUCGGUCAAGAUCGUCUUACUGGCCUAUCGGAGAACAGGGCCCGUCUGGCCAACCGACCCCAGCAGGUCCUAGCCCUGGCAGGGUUCUUCGUCGAGGACAUCGCUGUGGGCUCGGAGCACACCGUGGCCCUCACCAGUACCGGCGAUGUCUGGGGGUGGGGUAGUAACAGCGACGGUCAGCUAGGGCUAGGUCACUUCAAUACGGUCAGGGAACCUGUUCUGGUUGGCUCACUGCAAGGCAAGAACAUUCAACAGAUUGCUGCAGGGCGUAGCCACUCUGCUGCCUGGACGGCACCCCCUGUACCCCGAUGCAGCCCUGGCUCCCCGGCCCCAUUGCAGCUUGGUCUCCCCGAUCACAUCCCAACGCAGUAUACCGCCCUCAAGGACUGUAGUCCAGGCAGUGUGAGGGCUCGUCUAAGACUCCUGCAUCACUUCAGUGAUCUCAUGUAUUCUUCGUGGAGACUACUCAACCUAGAUCCAGCUCAGCACAUAACACUAGGUCCUUACGGAGCUGGUAUCUCAGGCCUGAUGGAUGGUUCUCUUCGGCCCUUAUUGGCGCCAAGGGUCUACACCCUGCCCAUGGUGAGGGCUAUCGGUAGGACCAUGGUCCAAGGCAAGAAUUAUGGACCCCAGGUCACUGUCAAGAGACUAGCAACAAGGGGACGGAAGUGCAAGCCCAUCUUUGUCCAGAUAGCCAAGCAGGUUGUCCGUCUGAAGCCAGCCGACCUGAGGCUCCCUGCUAGAGCAUGGAAGGUCAAACUGGUAGGGGAAGGUGCAGAUGAUGCCGGAGGGGUGUUUGACGAUACCAUUACAGAAAUGUGCCAGGAGCUGGAGUCUGGGACCGUCGGUCUUCUCAUCCCAACGCCGAACGCUGUCUCGGAGAAUGGCAGUAACAGGGACAGGUUCCUGCUUAACCCCUCGGCCGGCUCGGAGGAGCAGCUAUCUCUCUUCAAGUUCCUGGGCAUCUUGUUUGGAGUGGCCAUUCGGACCAAGAAGCCCCUCGACCUCCAUCUCGCUCCCUUGGUCUGGAAACAGCUGGUGGGAAUACCCCUCACGACACAAGACUUGGAAGAGGUUGAUUUCCUGAAUGUGCAGAAUCUUCGAAACAUCAGUGACAUUGACAAGAGUGGAGUCAACGAAGAUAACUUCCAUGAGGUGAUACCCCUGGAGAGGUUUGAAGGUCAGAGUGCAGAUGGACGCUUUGUUCCCAUCGUGCCAGGAGGUUGGAGCAUCCCGCUCACGUUCAGUAACAGGAAGGAGUACGUAGAGAGAGCCCUGGCAUAUAGACUACAUGAGCUAGACAGACAGGUGGCCGCUGUGAGAGAAGGCAUGUCAUGGAUCAUACCAAUACCACUCCUCUCGCUCCUGACAUAUCGCCAGCUGGAGCAGAUGGUUUGUGGGAUGCCUGUUAUCUCGGUGGAUAUCCUCAAGCGAGUUGUCAGGUACCGUGAGAUUGACGAGCACCACCCCCUGGUGCAGUGGCUAUGGCAGACUCUUGAACAGUUCACCAAUGAGGAGCGCGUUCUCUUCAUGCGCUUCGUGUCUGGACGUUCACGCCUCCCGGCCAACAUCGCGGACAUCUCACAGCGCUUUCAGAUCAUGAAGGUGGAUAGGUCUGUCGAUGGACUCCCUACUGCCCAGACCUGUUUCUUCCAGCUGCGCAUCCCACCAUACUCCAGCCAGGCCGUCAUGGCAGAGAGACUGCGCUAUGCAAUCCACAACUGCCGCUCCAUCGACAUGGACAACUACAUGCUCUCCAGGAACACCGAUGCUGCUAACCUAUCGGACGGUGAGAUGUAGGUGGUUUCCAGAGACAUCUUCAGUUCUGCCUUUCCACAGUUGAACAGUUGGCCCUCUCCAGGAACACCGAUGCUGCUAACCUAUCAGACGGUGAGAUGUAGGUGUGUUCCGGAGACAGCUUCACUUCUGCCUUUUGACAGUUGUCCAGUUAGCCCUCUCCAGAUACUCUGUUGCAGCUGAUUUAUCAGACGGUGAGGUUAAGGUGUAUUCCAGAGACAUCUUCAGUUUUGCCCUUUGACAGUUGAACCAUGAAUGCUUUGCAGAACCACUGUUGCAGCUGAUUUAUCGGACGGUGGGAUGUAGGUGUAUUCCGGAGACAUCUUCAGUUCCACCCUUUUGACAGUUGAACCAUGAAUGCUUCCAGAAAUACUUGCAGCUGAUCUAUCAGACGGUGAGGUUAAGGUGUAUUCUGAAGGCAUGUCAAGUUAUGUCUUUGGACCAACCACUGGUGACAAGGCUUUCGUUGAUCAGUAACAUCUGGAUGGCUGACUAAUAAGAUAGAAGCACUGAUGUUUUGAAAGGCAUUUCAAGUGAUGUCUUUGGACACCAUCCGUUAUGGUCAGUUGUUGAUCAUAGAUACCAGGGCAGCAGAUGAACCAUACUGGCACCUGGGCGACUCUCAAAGGCAUCUUGACAUCUCUUCUAAGCACUAACAGCUUCAGCUUCAGCCAGCCCUUCUUCAGAGACGAACUGGUUGCUUAUUCACAGAAUUGUCAUAUGUGGAUGAUUCCCAAAGGUAUCUAAUAGGCCCUCAAGCUACAGUAUGUACCAUCUGCUUUAGUCAACCAUUGCAUGAAGACAUACAGACACCUACUUAAUCGAUUGGUUGCAGGCAGCUGACCUCCAAAGGCUUGCCAUUGUGUCAUUACAUGCUUGUAAUGGAUGCAUUAUUUAUGUAAGCAUUAUGCAAGAACAGUAGGCCUGUCUUCAUGAGCUCGAGUUUGCCAAAUAACCCUACGUUUUUUUUAGACUCUGGAUAUUAUCCCGAAGCUCGAAAAUGAGACUUCACCAGACCGAUACGCUCAUCACAAACUAGGUCGGACGGGCGCAAAUUAGCCCGUUAUUUCCCAAAUAGCGGGAUGUUUUGGAAACAAGACCAAAAUUUCUCCAGAUAUUUUCUUAACUAAAUAUCCUGGUAAUUGCAAAUGUGGGCUGAUGAAGACGCAAAUUAACUGGCUAAUUUGCGAUCGGGAUAGUUUAAAAAGCAGGUUAUUUGGCAAACUUGAGCUGAUGAAGACAGGCCAAGGGACUUACUAUUAGAGGUAUCACCACUGCCUGUUAAUUUAUUUUAUGAUUUUAACAGUGGACUUGGUGUCUCAAGAUUGUCUGGGUCCAGUUUUAUUGUAACAGGCAAUGUGCAAGAGAGAAUUUGUUUAUUUCUGGAUAAUAAAAAUGCAAUUUAUAAACUCCUUCCUGCAUUAUCGGACACUACAAGAAAUGUACAAGGGAGACCUUUAUUGUUUGUUAUCUGGAGUGACUGCAACUGAAGAGAAAACACUUUGUGCUCUGUGAACAACAGUGUGUGAAACCUACUGCAUCUAUCAAUUUUCUUGCAUGUUUCCAAGACAUAGACAAAUGUGUGAAGUUUGAAGGGCCUACCGUAUAUAAGGCUUUUCUGGCAUGUAACAUUGCAUGCCAUUGCAUGUUAUUUCUAGGUUUCAGAUUGAGUUGAUACUGUACCUGUAUAUCCCCCAAAAAUA